AUGCAUUCGCAUAAUGAUCGAAAUUUUGCUGCGGAAGUCAAGACAUUGGAAGAUGAAACAACUAGGGGCAGUGAACAGGCGCUAGCCAGUCAGGAACAGCGGGCAGCGGCCGCUGUACAUGAGAUUACGCACUCUAUAACUUCUAUGAGCCAGGAAAAUGAUCUGGUAAAAGCUGAGGAUACUGAAGGUUCAGAUAGAAAUAUAAUUGAUCCGAGCAACCUUGGUGAUAAGAUCGUCGAGUUUGAGAAAUUCAUUGAACUGCUUAAAUUGACACACUUGGAACAAGAGACUUUAGACUUCUUCCUCAGGUAUACAAUUUCGUCAGCAGAUCUUUUGAGGCUAAAGUCGACGCAAGAUGCAAAGUAUUUGGAACUUGAAGAAAAAGUGCAAGAGCUUGAACAUGGGGUUAGUGAGAAUCAUCAACGAGAGAUUGACGAAACAAAGUUGAUGAUUUUUAAUGGUACCGAAGAAUUGGCCAAGGAUCAGGAUAUGGUAAAUGAGCUCUUCUUGGAGACUACAGAUGUGUUAGAAGAGUGUGAAGAGCUUAUGAAGGAGUUGGAACGGGCUCGAGAGGAGAAAAAGGCCAGCCAAGAUCAACAUGAAAAUGAACAGCCACCAGUAGAUGAGCUUUACAGAAAGGGAGAUAAGGUCAGGCAAUCUUACAAUAGUUUAAAGAUACUGGAGGAGCGGAUGAAACAGCUAGAGAGUAUGAAGAAAGAAUAUGAUAGUAAUGACAAAUUUCAUAAAUCACCUUUUGAUCCAGCGUCAACUAAAACUGGAUGCGCCUUGAACUCCUUGAUACGGUUAUGGAAAUCUAAUUUUUUACCUAGUCAUGGCUGGUCUAACUUGGAAUUGUACCCCCAAACCAAGAGGUUUCAAUUUGAUGUCUCCGAGAGUCACACCAUAGUCAUAGCGCUUGAUGAGGGAAGCAAAAUAAAAGAUGUUUUAGUGUAUAUAAAGGACAAAUCGGGAGUCAGGAUAGACGAAAACAUGCAACUGGAAUUAAAGCAACAACAUAUCGGAUCUGCGGAAAUCUAUAAAUCUAUGGAAGAUAUCAUUGAUCGCUUGAUAGUCCUGAAAACGUCCGGUGAUCAUACUUAA
Torulaspora delbrueckii is the source of this 1101-nucleotide messenger RNA. It is a transcript of the gene KRE28, whose product is annotated as Kre28p. Gene Ontology annotation, cellular component: chromosome, centromeric region. The transcript has a single exon. The coding region runs from base 1 to 1101 and encodes 366 amino acids. Lineage: Eukaryota; Fungi; Ascomycota; Saccharomycetes; Saccharomycetales; Saccharomycetaceae. The record is from RefSeq and is a predicted model, not a curated record.